This is a messenger RNA of Coccinella septempunctata (seven-spotted ladybird), 1157 nucleotides long. RefSeq names its product gustatory receptor for sugar taste 64f (gene Gr64f). The record is from RefSeq and is a predicted model, not a curated record. NCBI's taxonomy places the organism in Eukaryota, Metazoa, Arthropoda, Insecta, Coleoptera, Coccinellidae. The transcript has 6 exons. Gene Ontology annotation, cellular component: membrane. Bases 1 to 1122 code for a protein of 373 amino acids. Gene Ontology annotation, molecular function: taste receptor activity. Gene Ontology annotation, biological process: sensory perception of chemical stimulus; detection of chemical stimulus involved in sensory perception of taste.
AUGUUUUUCGUAAACAAAGAUUCACCUAUAUUACUCAAAAAGUCUCUAAGAAAUAAAACGAAAUGUAGAAAAAAUAGAGGAUUUCAUGAUUCCUUGAAAUAUCUUCUGUUCACUUCCCAAUUUUUUGCCCUUUUUCCACUAAAUGGCGUAUUGGAGUCAAACUACAGAAAAAUGUACUUUUCUUGGUUCACUAUAAGAACAUUGUACGCUCUUAUAGUUUCCUGGGCUGCAAUUCUGGAAGGUAUUUGGUGUGCAUACUUCCUGGCACAAACAAAUGAUCCUUUUGAGAUAUAUGAAUUGAAUGUGGUCAUGUUUUACUCCAGAGGAACACUAACCUGCCUGGCAUUCUUGAAACUAGCUAAAAACUGGCCAGCUCUAAUGGAAGAAUUCGACAAUAUUGAGAAUAUGUUAAGGUCCUAUCCACCCUCUAAGUUUCUACAUACAAAAUUAAGGAUAAUAACCUUCGCAAUAUUUUUUGCUGCUGCAGUACAAGUUUUGAACAUGUUUAUUACCUUUGGAUGGACUUUUAUAGAUGUUUUCAUAGUAUACGCCAGUAUAAAUUUUUCAGAGAAAAUAGUUCAGUUGAAUAAACAGAUUAGUUUAACUGUCGAAAAACAGGUUGAAUCCCCCGUAGUCUGGAGAUCGCUCAGAGAAAAUUAUACAAGACUGCUUCAUCUUUUCGCAAAUUUCAACGAUAAAUUGGAUAAUAUCAUACUGGUAUCUUUCGCAUCUAAUAUUUUUUUUCUCCUGACCCAGCUCUUCGCCUGGAUGAGAUUGAAUGCGACCGAUGAGAUCGCCCUUCAACACAUCUAUUUCCUAUUUUCAAUUUUCCUUUUGAUUAUUCGCACUUCAUUUGUAUGUUUUUAUGGUGCAAGCAUUCAGGAGGAAUCUCAAAACUUGAUAAACAAUCUAGUGACCACACCAUCCAAUCUCUACAAUGAGGAGGUGGAAAGGUUCAUUGUUCAAGUCAGUACUUCCCCAAUGAUUUUGUCCGGGAGUAAAUAUUUUCGUAUAACAAGGAGUCUUAUAUUGAAGAUUGCUGGUUCCAUCGUUACUUAUGAGUUGGUCAUGAUACAAUUCUCUGAGAAUAUCUCUAAAAAAGGGGGAGGAUCACCUUGUUGAUUGAUGCUGAGGAAAGUUUUCUGUAUGAAUCUGUG